UAGAGUCACAAUCUUUAUAUCCUUCUUCCACUUCCAACUACUGUGCCUCUUUCGUCCAUACUCUGCAACUUAAAACGGCCAGAACUCUAUAUAGAUCUUAAAACUAAGAGUGCAGAGACAAAAAAAAGGAAAAAUAGAAUUCUUGAUUCAGUUAUGAAUUCAGAAAUUAACUGUAUUAAACUGUCCAUUAUAGCUGUUUUUUGGACAUUGUCAUUAGUCUCCACCACCUGCAGACUAUGCUCUGGCACGCGAAUCAGCCCAGAAACUCAGGUUCUUGCAGCUGAAAACUCAACGAGAAACGCAGCUGGAAAUGCUGGCGGACUGCUCAUUGAUAGUCCUGCAUCCUCGAAUCGCCCUCCGGUCUGUGUAUACCCUCCGCCUGCUCAGCCCAGUCCACCGUCUUUUGGGCCACCGUCCCCUUACACAAAGCCUGAGCACGGCGGUUGGUGCGUGGCUAAGCCGAUGGUGCCGUCUUCCGUGAUGCAGCAGGCCUUGGACUAUGCGUGCGCGUCAGGGGCCGACUGUGGGCCGAUUCUGCUGAACGGGGUGUGCUACCAGCCGGACACUCUGCUUGCUCAUGCUUCCUACGCUUUCAAUAGCUAUUGGCAAAGGACUAAAAGGGCUGGGGGAACUUGUGAUUUUGGUGGUGCCGCGAUGCUUGUCACGGUCGAUCCGAGCUAUGGUGAGUGCCAUUUCAUCUCCAGCUGAGAAUGUUACCUAAGGGAGACCAAAUGUGCAUUCAAGAUUGCCAAUAUUUGAGUAAUUUGCUGGUAAUUAUUUGGACAAAAUAAAACCAAAACUUUUCCAUUUUAACUGUUUUUCCUUUUUACCUAAUUCAGUAUUAUGUUACCCCAUCCCACAUCGAUUAAGAACUGAUGAGUAAGUUCCACGUAAUGUGUUUUGGUUAAAAAAUUCAAGCGCAUCCAUUUUUUAAUAUACAUUUUCGAUGAGUUGUUCAUAGUCGAAUUUUAAAACCCAUUCGAUGGGUUUUUUAGAGGCAAUUCUCGCGUUCAACGGGCUCAAGGCGUGACGUGUAUGAACUCAAAUU
Sesamum indicum (sesame) is the source of this 1048-nucleotide messenger RNA. Its product is annotated as major pollen allergen Ole e 10. The record is from RefSeq and is a predicted model, not a curated record. Lineage: Eukaryota; Viridiplantae; Streptophyta; Magnoliopsida; Lamiales; Pedaliaceae.